CAAAUAUUUAAUACUCUGUUCCUUGCUCUCUCGUCAUUAGCAAGCUGCUUUCACUCCAGUAGCAGGGGUCCAUGAGAGGAUGCUAUUUUAGAGGGAUGAUUAUUUAAAUUUCCAAAAUCCAAUCAAUGCUGGUCCAGACCCAUUUGGAGAAUCCAACAAGGUAUCACAUUCAGCAAACUCAGAGGCAUCAAGUGAAGCAGUACCUAACCCUGGAUACGAAGUUAUCUAGCCAAACUCUCUCUCUCUCUCAUUCCCAUUCAAUACAUUCUUCAGGAGUAACACCCACAUUAAGGAGCGGGCAUAUGCCUCCUACCAGUGAUAUCAGCACUUCUGGAAGUCCAGUGACAAAGUUACUAACUCUUGGAGGAGAACAUGAAAAUGCGAUGGAAGAUGUUAUUGAUGACAUAAUCAACAUGGAAUCAAGUUUUAAUGAUGAAGGGAUAAGUUGCUCUGAAGCACCACUGCUUAUGCAAAGAACUCUUUCAAGUAGCAUUCUGGACAUAUACAACAGUGACCAAGGAAUGCCAGCUGCUAAUAUGGGCCUUACCAAUACUUCCUGCUCAUCUAAUUUGCCAGUUAAAAGAGAACUCACAGAAACAGAUACACGAGCAAUGGCAAAGGAGAGGCAAAAAAAGGAUAACCAUAAUCUCAUUGAAAGAAGAAGGAGGUACAACAUUAAUUACCGGAUUAAGGAGCUUGGCACACUUAUCCCAAAGUCUAAUGAUCCUGAUAUGCGCUGGAACAAAGGAACUAUUUUAAAAGCAUCAGUGGAGUAUAUCAAGUGGUUACAAAAAGAACAACAAAGAGCCAGAGAAUUAGAACACAGACAGAAGAAAUUAGAACAGGCUAACAGGCGACUUUUGCUUCGAAUUCAGGAGUUAGAAAUACAAGCCCGAGCCCAUGGCUUGCCAAUCAUGUCUUCUAUCAGCACCGUAGAUUUAACAUCCCAUGUCAUGAAACAACAGGAAUAUCCAGAAGAGAAUUCAGUAGACUACUCUCAACAUCUUCCUAUGGUUCAUGAGCAGCACUCUGACCUUGGUGACACUUCUGCAGCCUUUUCUGAUCCACUCUCACACUUCACAGAUCUGUCUUUUAGUGCUGCUUUAAAAGAACAAAGGUUGGACAAAAUAUUACUGGAUGACACAAUAUCACCUUUUGGGACGGAUCCACUCUUAUCUUCUGUAUCUCCUGCUGUGUCCAAGGGAAGCAGCCGAAGGAGCAGCUUUAGUUCAGAUGAUGGAGAUGAUGUAUAACAUGGAAAAGACUUCACAAUUAUAUUGUUGUUUGUUUUAGCUUCAUCGGUGCUGGAAUCAUGUUGCUGCUAAGUUCAACUAAAGAAAUAGGAAGUAAGUUUCAAUAGAACCUGUUCUGUAACGUGCUUUAGAGUGGUGCAUAGAUCACAGAAAAAGGAACAUUGGAACAGAAAGUAGGUUCAGAAGUAAUCACACCCAAGCUUCUCAUUUUGCAGUGGUUCUUAUUUAUUUAUUAAAGGGUGCUAAAUUCACUUUUCCUUGCAGAUUUAUACCAUCAUUGUAUUGUCCAAACUCAAAGUGGACUGUUGUUAGAGGAAUCCUUAGUCAGGGGAACUGGACCAUGUAUCAAUCUAGGACUGGAUGCCAUGUUUUCCAUUUCAGGGCACCUGAGCUACUGAAAUGGAGAUGCUGAAGCCUGAAUUACAGCAAGCAGAAUAAACUUUGACUAGGUAAAGGCUGACAUGCCAUUUUCUUCCUAUAUAUGUCAGGAUUGGCCAAUUAGAAGACUUCAGUCUAACAUCAGUGCCAGGGGCUGAUGUUACACACCCAUUUCACAGCAGUUCACUUAAGUUAGGCUUCAGACCUGGUGCUUGGAAACAUUACUUUUAGGGACUAUCACUCCCAGACUCCUUCCACCAAAAUGACACACUGGCUGGGAAUAAUUAGAGAUGUAAUCUAAAACAGUAACUUUCCCAAGUUAUGCCCAAGGCACAUAGCUCUAGUUCUGGAGCACUCAACACUGGUCAUCCAAAUAUAUAUGGUGGGUGUAUAAAAUAUGGUUAGCAUCCACCUUUUCCAGAUGAACUGCAAAAGAUUUCCCACUUAGCAGAUUGUGAAAUGGGGUUUUUCACAUAGGACUAUGAAAUGGUGUGUAAGCGUAGGGGGACUUUUCAACUGUCUUCAGGAGACAGCAGAAAAUAAUCAUUAUCUCUUGCCAGGAGCUGUUCCUGCCAGCUUACUACUUCAUAUUUUUUCCUGAAAUAACACCAUUUCAUUAUGUGGUGCUGUUUUGAAGUAGACUGGUUUUUUUUAAAGUAAACAUUUUAAAACUACCAUUGUUGAUUAUAUAUAAAGAUAAAGCAUUAUUCCAGGGGCAUUAAGGGAAUAAACCAGUCGCCAACAGCCUGGAGGGGGCACUGCCAGGAAACCUGUACUUGUACCAAUCCCCUAAACGAAUAAAAAGAAAGGAAGAGGGAUCUCCCAAAUCUCAGCCCCAUUUUAACAGAAGUUCACUAAUGGCUCACUCUAAUACUCAAGGAUCUUAAGAGACUCCUUGAUAUAUGUAGCUUGUUCUUCAGUGCUUGGAAAUAGACAAAUUAUCCCUCUGAAAAAGUUGCAUUCCAGGUUCAUGGCUGCAAAGAGUGGCGUUGGCUCUUACAGAGAGGCAGCAGGGAUUUUAUGGAAUUUCUUAUGAAAAUGCAGUGCUAAACACACUCUUUUGCAGUUCAUGGGAAAUAUUUUCCUUCAUAAUUUCAAAUAUGUGUAUAGUUAGGUACAAAACAAAGGAAGAGGCAUAAGUUACAAAGAUAGAAGAGACCAUAAGAAAGUGUGCAAUAAGGAAUCCCUGCAGUUUCGUGUUGCAUAUUAUACAUAUUUUAAGGAUACAAAAACCAGCAAGUUUAAUGCAGAAUCCCAUUAGAGUCAAUAGACAUGGGAUGAUAAGAUCCUUCUCUUCCAGCAAUAAUAAUUUCAGGGAAAUAAAAUGUAAGAAGUAUAGUUUGCUAACUUUGCUAUCUUAUUAUAUUUCCCAAGUAUUUUGAAUAGUACACUAUCUGUUAUCUUUGCUAAAACGUUAUGCUGUACUGACAAUAUGUAAGCAUCUAGGAGGGACACACAAUUCCAUUGAAUAAAAGAGAUCUUCCUUUUGAUACUUUAUUAAUCUAGAUUUACAAUCCAAAAGGUGAAGUCAGUUGACCUUGGAAUUGCAGUGGAUUAUUAGGAUAACUAUAUACUUUAUGGUGGUAAUACACUUGUAAUGGACUUUCACAAAACAUAUAGAUUGAUGAAGUAAUUGAGGGUUGAAAGUAAGAGGGCAUGAGUUACUCAAAUCAUUUUUGUAUCUAGUGAGAUCCUGGAAGGCAGUGUGGACUUCUGAAGUGAACAAAUAGAAUAAUUGUACAUCAAAUACUAUAAUAUGUCUGUAAAGCAGCUGACAUUCAUCCUUCCCAGCUUUUCUCACAGGAAACAUAAGAGAUGCUUGAGAAGAACAGAGAGGUUCAAACUGAUUUUGCACAAAAUUCUCUCACAUGUUUUAAGACACCAGUGGACAAGUCCAUAAUAGAAAUAUGGAAAUUAAAUAUUAAUUGGAUCCAUGGUUUUCUGUUUCCAUUCCUAUGUCGGUUCUUGGUUAUUAAACCCCUCCCUCUCUCUCUCUUUUUAAAAACGAAAUCAUGAAUCCACUUGUUUUCUGGAACAGACAUUACAGUGCACAUCCACUAAUGUUUUAAAUGCCCAUUUGCAUUUUUAAAAGGACCUCCAUUAUGAAAUGCUGGCAGGCGAAUCUGCUUACUUUGGGAUUAUAUACUAACAAUUUGGAAGGACAACUAUCCAGUGCAGGCUGAAACCACUCGCAAUAUUUGGUCAUACUCAUGUUUUGUGCCAAUCUCAAAAAUAAUUGCUGUGCAAAUUGUGUUAAGUAUUUGGACAGUGCCUUUGGCCACAGGACUUUGUUAUUUCACUGGCAAUCAGCACCUAGCAUGAUCAGACCCAGGGAGCUCUCAUAAUGAGCUUUUUAUAGCAAGGAGAUGGAGUUUUCCAUCUUAGUUCAUAGAACAUUUCUUUGAAUGGGAAAGGAAAAUAGGCUGGAUUAAUAUUUGAGUGUAUGCUACAAGUGUCAUUUAUAGGAAACAUGUCCAAAAGGCUUCCAAUGCAGCUUUAAUCAAGUUCUAGUAAUAGGUAUGUGCUCUUCAUAUGGUGAGGCCAUAGGAACUUAUCACUAUAAUAUUAAUUGGAGCAGGAAGGAUAGAUAUUUCCCUCUUUUCCUUUAAUAGCAGAUGUUCAGGACUUACGGUAUUCCUCCAGUAUACGUAAAGCAAAAAACUCAUCAUUAUGAAAACAAAAGAGGAACUGAAAUAUUGCCACCUUGUUUAAUUUAUGAAAUGGAUAUAGAUUCUCAUUGGAUAAAAAAGGACCCAAACCUUUAAGUAUUUUAUGGCCUACAGUGUAGAUAUGAAAUGCUAAGUGAAACACUGAAAAAGAAGAAUGCUGUGGCUUUAUAGUAUAAAGGACUGAGAAUAAUUCAGUCACUUAAUCUUAAUAAGAACAUUGUUAUUGUAAUGCAUCUGACUGUUAUGGGGCUGUAAAUAAAAAUGGAGAGUGUACAAUUUUUAUAAUUUAAAAUUAUGUUAUGUCUUUUAGAUCAGUUAAGACAUUUACAUUGCUGUUGUGAGGCUGUAGAAACAUUUUUAUAGUAAUUGCUAUUUUUCCCUGUUAAUACAAUCUCUUGUUUUCUAAGUAACUGUACGCAACAGCAUGUGCUUUAUUUCAUACCUUUAUGCAACUUUUUAUUAAACUACUUUUAAUAUGGGCUCAUAUUUAUGUUUAUUAUAAUAGGAAUGCA
Molecule: messenger RNA, 4812 nt
Organism: Sceloporus undulatus (fence lizard)
Lineage: Eukaryota; Metazoa; Chordata; Lepidosauria; Squamata; Phrynosomatidae
Gene: TFEC
Product: transcription factor EC
Exons: 8
Coding region: 126-1253 (375 amino acids)
Biological process (GO): regulation of transcription by RNA polymerase II
Cellular component (GO): nucleus
Molecular function (GO): RNA polymerase II cis-regulatory region sequence-specific DNA binding; protein dimerization activity; DNA-binding transcription factor activity, RNA polymerase II-specific
Source: RefSeq, a predicted model, not a curated record